Messenger RNA from Arctia plantaginis, 1515 nucleotides. NCBI's taxonomy places the organism in Eukaryota, Metazoa, Arthropoda, Insecta, Lepidoptera, Erebidae. The record is from the annotation of a GenBank genome assembly.
AUGUUUCACUCCCAAAUACUCGUGCUAAGCACGUUGCUAUGUAUGUCCUUAUGUGCAGAAGACUUGACAUUCCCUCCGGGCUUUAGAUUUGGAGCAGCGAGUGCAGCAUACCAAGUAGAAGGCGCCUGGAACAUCAAUGAUAAAGGAGAAAAUAUCUGGGACAGAUUCGUACACACUAAACCAGAGUACAUUACUGGUGCUGCUACUGGCGACGUGGCCUGCGAUUCUUACCAUCUGUGGGAACGGGACAUUGAAAUUGCCAAGGAACUUGGCCUACACUUUUACAGGUUUUCGAUAGGCUGGAGUCGUCUGUUACCAACAGGUUUCGCAAACUAUGUCAGCGAGGACGGAAAAGAAUACUACAAUAAAUUAAUAGACGGUCUCUGGGCAGAAGGUAUUGAACCAGUUGUGACUUUAUAUCACUGGGAUUUACCGCAGUCGCUGCAGGAUCUUGGCGGUUGGACUAACCCUUUGAUCGUCGACUGGUUUGGUGAUUACGCUAGAAUCGCCUACUCUCUUUACGCUGAUCGGGUUAAGCUAUGGCUGACCAUCAAUGAACCGCUUACAUUUUGUGAUGCAAAUUACAACACUGGGACUUUAGCACCUGGCAUCAUAAGUACAGACCAUGGAGCUUACUUGUGCAAUAAAUAUACAUUACUUGCUCAUGCUAAGGGUUACAGGAUCUAUGAUGAAGAGUUCAGACCCAAAUAUCAUGGUGAAGUAUCACUCGCUAACCACUUGACAUGGUUUGAACCUUGGACAGAAGACGAUGCGGAGUUAGCUGAAUUAGCUAUACAGAACUGUGCAGGAAGAUACUCGCAUCCGAUUUUUUCCAAAGAGGGAGGAUGGCCUCCUAGUAUUGAAAAACUCAUGACGGAAAAUAGUAAGAAGAAGGGGUAUUUAAAGUCUAAUUUCCCUGCUUUUACUAAAGAAGAAAUCGAUUUUAUAAAAGGAACUUACGAUUUUUACGCGAUGAACCAUUACACAAGCCGCAUCAUUCGUAAGGCAAAAGAAGGCGAAGAGCUGAGGCCCUGGCCCGUUGGAGAUGCUCCUGAUCUUGAUGCUGUUAUGGGGGGUCUGCCUGAUUGGGAGCAGACAUCCUCUUAUUGGUUCUUUGUGUUCCCACCUGGAAUUCGUAGACAACUCGUAUGGUUAAAGAAAAAUUAUGGCGACAUGAAAUUUUUGAUUAUGGAAAAUGGCUACUCAGGUGUAGAAGAAUUGAAUGAUCAGAAGAGAAUUAACUUUUACGAAAGUUACUUAAAAGAGCUCCUGUUGGCAAUCAAAGAAGAUGGCGUUAAUCUGACACACUACGCUGCCUGGACAAUGCUUGAUAACUUUGAAUGGACGGAUGGAUACAGCUCGAAAUUCGGCCUUUACCAAGUUAACUUCACAGAUCCGAACCGGACUCGUACCCCUCGAGCCUCGGCCUUCUACUACAAGAACAUUAUAAAGAGCCACUCACUGGAUGUAGAAAAACCCACUGUGGAUGAAGUGCAUCAAGUGGUAAACCUCUGA